AUGAAAUGCAGCAGCCCAGCCCCUGUCUCUUAUACACAUCUAGAUGUGUAUAAGAGACAGCGCCUGGCCAAUCUCGACAACGACAGGACAGUCUCGCAUCAGCUUCAGCUGGCCCGUUGCUGUUGCAGGUACCUACCUAUGUACAUACGUAUCAGCGGCGCCUUUUUGCUUGUUUCGAAAAAAACAGUGCGACGAACCACCACUACCCUGCGUGAAGGACUGACUGCCUGCGGCUGCCUGCGGACUUUUCCACAUGGCUAUUUGGCGACUAUCGAACGGGGGCGCGCGCGCGCUGUGGAGGAACGCGCACGCAGCAGCGGCUGGUGCUGCCGCUGGCGCUGCUGCAGCACUGGAUGUGGGCUGACAUGCCAAACUAACGAGCUUCCAUCGGGUAUUUGGAAUGCAGACCUCGUUUCAGGCUAUUGGGCUGAAGGCAGUGACGAUAAAAAAGACAAGAAAAGAAAAAAACAGAUACAGUAUCGAUUCUGCGAUGAGAGAGCUACAGCCAUCGUGGCUGUAAUUGACUGCUCACACCCCCUCGAGGGUCUGUCAUUGUCGGCACCAAGGGUCCUGCUCCUCCUCGUCUUUCUUUGGGCUACAUCGUGGCACGAGAGAUUGGCGCCGCCGCCGUUCGCCGUCCACCUGCACACACACACACACACCUGGACUGGCCUCCCUCUGCGCCUCGCAACCAUUGGACGUCAGCUUCCAGUGUCAACGAACGCAUCAUCGCAACGGCCGAGAUUGGCAAUGGGAAGCCAACCGGCCAAUCAGUCGCCAGCAAGGCCCUUGUCCUCCCAGUCUCCUUGGAGGUUUGUUUCCCCCAUGGACGCCCCCUUUGAGCCAUCGACCUUCGCUCCAAACCCUCUGUUCUCGAAUCCGAGCUACGGUAUCCAAUCAUCACCACCUUGGGCGCAGAGGCUCAUCGAGAGUCUGGUGUGCGGCGGGGCACACAGAACCAGGCGCACGGCGCCUCCGCGCAACAACGGGGCGUGCCAGCUCGCUGGGACUCGUACGAGUUGGUGGCGCUGCCCCGGCUUUCGAUUUUGGGGCGGGCAGGGACAAAUUUGA
Purpureocillium lilacinum is the source of this 1071-nucleotide messenger RNA. Lineage: Eukaryota; Fungi; Ascomycota; Sordariomycetes; Hypocreales; Ophiocordycipitaceae. The record is from RefSeq and is a predicted model, not a curated record.